Colletotrichum godetiae is the source of this 1297-nucleotide messenger RNA. RefSeq lists its product as uncharacterized. NCBI's taxonomy places the organism in Eukaryota, Fungi, Ascomycota, Sordariomycetes, Glomerellales, Glomerellaceae. The coding region runs from base 308 to 997 and encodes 229 amino acids. The record is from RefSeq and is a predicted model, not a curated record. The transcript has 4 exons.
CAAUUCUCACUAAUAAUUAUUAGAGCGCUUCCGUUUCCGGUACUCUAUAAGCCCUAUUUCUUUUCCAAAAAGCAGCCGCACAUUUUCUGAGCCUGUGAACGCAUCGAUAAGAGCGUGUAGAGGAAUCUGUCGCACUCGAUAGCAAGAACUCCAUGUCUCUAGCCGCGACUCGUUGGGAAAAUAUUUGCACCCAUCGAUCCUUUCGUCACUGUGACCAGUUCACCGAUCGUCUUAACAACGGCUCUUCGACAACUUAAAAGUUGACGAAGAAGCCAGGUGAGCCAAGACUCUCCCAGACACGGUCUCCAUGCCUGAUCUCAUUUUCCACGUCCCCCACCACGCCGGAGAGCUCCGUUUCAAAUGCGAAACCUGUGGCCAUCGCUCCAAAAGACUCAAGGGCCACACUCGUCUCCAAAACCACACGGGAGAGCGUACCUUUGCAUGCGGAAUAUGUCACAAACGCUUCAAGCGAAAUGAUGUUUUACGACGCCAUGAAGACAUUCACACCGGAAAUCGUCCCUUCAAAUGCGGAACAUGUGAGAAAUGCUUCAGACGGAAAGGUGAUUUACAAUCCCAUGAACGCAUCCACACUGGAGUGCGUCCAUAUGGAUGCCAAUAUUGUAUAUUCCGCUCCAAUUGUAAAAGAAGUGUCAAGUGCCAUGAGAAAACUCGGCAUCCCGAUCUUCCAGUCGAUGUUGAGUAUAUUUCCGAGUCUAGCUCGACCGCGAAUGAUGUUGCCUUACGGAAAACACUCAACACCUCCAGUUCCAUAGAGGCCUCUGCGCGGAGUUCUGGAAAUACGAUCGCUCAAUAUGACCUCUCAAUGUACCAGGAGGAGUAUCAGAGGAGCGGUCCAAAAACAACCUCCAGUAAUACCUAUGGAAUUCGCGAGCAGCCGAGUUCCGCUUGUACACGCGUUUCUGCACAGCACCAGCACCCCCUUCCAAGUAUCCACGAAUUGGGACUCCUGGAGUGCAGAAUGCCCGAGGCUGAAUAGCCACGCGACCACAAUACAAAUCUCCUGCAGGGGGUUGCCGUUGGAGCCGGCGCUAUGGGGAACGAAUUACCAGCGGUUAAGGCGAAUGGAUCGAGGGAUUCUCUUGGUACUAUUUGAUCCUCGUAGUCGUGGAGUUGGUGGGUGUCCUGGCCGGUUUGCAAACAAUUCAAGCCUGCAACCCGGGAUCACCUUCAAUCAUUCUCUUGCCACAAUCUUGUUUUCUAAAACUCUCUCGCCAUCUCUUCGUGACAUGAAAUGUAAAACCUGAGAUGCUGAGCUGGAUUGGCUCGUGCGAGUCGA